GCUGGGGCGGCCCGGUUCGGGGUUUGGGCUUCGGCGGUGAGUCCGGCGCGGCGCUGCUCCGAGCCCGCUGAACCGCGGAGCCCGGGAGCUGUAGCCUCGCCCCAGGCAGGCCGGGCGGAGUGGUGGGUGGGCUUUUUCCGCUUGCCCGCGCGGCGCCCACCCAGCUCCCCUGCUUUAUUAUGGAUUGACCCGCGCGCCCGGGUCCUCAAGUCAAAGCAGGGGCGUCCUCGGGAGGCCCCUGUCCCGGCCAGCCUUGUAGCUGACGCCGCUGAAGGGCCGGGGCUGGGUCCGGACCCCCCGGGCCCGCCGCCCUCCCCUGCCGGCUCUCCUCUCCGCAGCCCUCUGCCCUCGCCUCGGAGGGACCGGGAGCCGGCAUGGCGGGCAGCUCCCCGGCCGCCGGGCCCCAGGUGGUGACCCCACGGGCAGCACCAGUGUUGUUUCAGGGCCUGCUGACCUUUGGGGACGUGGCUGUGCACUUCACCCAGGAAGAAGGGGCACGUCUGGACCCGGGGCAGAGGGCCCUGUAUAGAGACGUGAUGCUGGAGACAUACAGGAACCUGGCCUCCCUGGGAGUUCCAGGAUCCAAACCAGAUCUGAUCUCCCAGCUGGAGCAAGGAAAGGAGCCCUGGGGCUCGGACCUGCUGGGGGCCCAGGAAGGAGAGACCGCGGGAGACCCCAGCACAGAUUCCAGCUGGGGCUCUUUGCGUAAGCAGGUGACUGCGAGGGCGAAAAUGACUCAAGCCUCAGAGCCUCCAGAAGCAUCUGGAAGCUUCUCAGGGGUUGGGCCUCCAACACUGGUCUGCAGAGAAGCCGCCGGGCACGAGGGCAGGCUAGGGAGCCUUGAGAAUUUCCUUUUCCAGGAGAGACAACCACACAGAACCUACUGGACCAUCUCCAAAGCAGAAGGUGCCCAGAAAGGAGGUAAGUGGGGACCCGAACUUUUCCACAGCCCGCGCCCCAGGACCCGUGAGAGAAACACGAAACGGCAGCGAGCCCACACGUGCGAAACAUGCGCCAAGAGCUUCCGGUACCUCUCGCGCCUGGUGAGACACCGGGCCACGCACAGCGGCGAGAAGCCGCACGCGUGCGGGGAGUGCGGCCGCGCGUUCAGCCAGCGCUCGCACCUGGCGCAGCACCGCAGCGCGCACGCGGGCCAGAAGCCACACACCUGCGGACAGUGCGGCCGCGCGUUCACGCGGCUCUCCACGCUGCACCGCCACCAGCGCGUCCACAGCGGCGAGAAGCCCUUCGGGUGCCAGUGGUGCGGGAAGCCCUUCAGUUACAGCACCCUCCUCGCCCAGCACCAGCGGAUCCACACCCGAGAGAGGCCGUUCCGGUGCGCGAGGUGCGGGAAGAGCUUCAUCUGGAAGUCCAGCUUUCGGAACCACCAGAAAUCACACCUGUGCAGCGAGGCAGCGUGGACCUCUGUAAGCUAAGCUCUGGAAGCAGCCGCUGGAGGGGAGAGCUUGGGACUCGCUGCUACUCCAAGGAGCGCCUCGGAAGGAUGUCCCCGGGCACAUGGAGCAAGCAGUGCCAGAGCGAGACCAGCACGAGGGACCGGAUUGUUUCUCCACCCGCGGUCAACUUGUGCAUUUCGGGUCCUUCCCACGACCGGGGGCUGGCCCAGGCCUGCCUGCACUGGCGGGCACCACCCGGUAGCCUGCUGGAUUCCGCGUGGCUGUGGUACUUCUUGAACAAACUGAUGGUUUGAAAGUCACUAUUUUCAAGUGCAUCCAGAUUUUAUUUUUAAAACUUAAAACGUAGGUCUUUGUCUCUAUUUGCAUCAUAGGUGGGUUCUAAACGCCUUUGAAAUCCAGAUGGGCUACAGAGCUUUUGGAUAAUCUUUCAUCACACAGCAGCCCUGAGCACCUGGCGAAGGGCAUGGGUAGGUCACAUAACUCUAGUCAUCAUUUGGUUCUGGCUUGUUGUUUUCGGAUGCUGAUUUGUUGCAGGAGGAUGUGAUCCACCUAGGGCAGCUCAGCCCUUGCGCUGUUGGCACUGUAGCUUUCCUCACUCAGCUUCACUUUCCUGUAUGCUCACUCUUGGCUUGUGUCAGGCCAUAUGAAACACUGAGUGUGCAUGUCAUUUGAA
This is a messenger RNA of Balaenoptera musculus (blue whale), 2091 nucleotides long. RefSeq names its product GLI family zinc finger 4 (gene GLI4). Lineage: Eukaryota; Metazoa; Chordata; Mammalia; Artiodactyla; Balaenopteridae. The coding region runs from base 375 to 1436 and encodes 353 amino acids. Gene Ontology annotation, molecular function: DNA-binding transcription factor activity; RNA polymerase II cis-regulatory region sequence-specific DNA binding. The transcript is spliced from 4 exons. Gene Ontology annotation, biological process: regulation of transcription by RNA polymerase II. The record is from RefSeq and is a predicted model, not a curated record.